Messenger RNA from Hemibagrus wyckioides, 5639 nucleotides. RefSeq names its product myotubularin related protein 4 (gene mtmr4). Gene Ontology annotation, molecular function: phosphatidylinositol-3,5-bisphosphate 3-phosphatase activity; protein phosphatase binding; metal ion binding. The coding region runs from base 268 to 3729 and encodes 1153 amino acids. The record is from RefSeq and is a predicted model, not a curated record. Gene Ontology annotation, biological process: regulation of autophagy; dephosphorylation. Lineage: Eukaryota; Metazoa; Chordata; Actinopteri; Siluriformes; Bagridae. The transcript is spliced from 19 exons.
GUCGCUCUCCAUCUUCAGUCCAGCCACCGUCGCUUCUCUUCUUUCUUUCUUUUUUUGCUUCAAGUGCUGCUCUCAGACUGUCGUCGUCAUAUUUUUUGAGCAACAGGGUCAAACGGAUUAGACGUGUGUCUGUGUACGUGUUUUCUUUCCUCUUUAAUGGCAUCUUGCCUGCUCUCCUGACCCAGCAGUGUGUGUGUGUGUGUGUGUGUGUGUGUGUGUGUGUAAAGAAAGCGUAGGGCGGCAGGGCUGUGUCUGUACCUCGUGUGUAUGAGAGAGCAAGGAGAAAGGCGUCAAAGCAGCCGGAGAAGGAAGGAUGGUUUUGCCGAUAGCGCUGCUCCUGCGAGUGUGUGCCUCCAGGGCGACCGAGCCCUGCCCCCUCUCGCCAUGAGCCGGGUCAACCGCGUCUCCUGCUCCAUGCUCAACUGCUUCGGUGAGGAGGGGCCUCCCAGUCUGGAGUACAUCCAGGCCAAGGACCUGUUCCCCCAGAAAGAGCUGGUCAAAGAAGACGACAGUCUACAGGUGCCUUUCCCGACUCUUCAAGGCGAAGGGGUGGAGUUUCUAGGCCGUGCCGAUGAUGCCAUCAUCGCCAUCUCUAACUACAGACUGCAUAUUAAGUUCAAAGACUCCAUUAUCAAUAUGUACCCAGGUGUGGACACUGAGAUCUCUGUGCCUCUCAGGCUGAUUGAAGGUGUGGAGAGCAGAGAUAUGUUCCAGCUGCACAUCAUCUGUAAGGACUCCAAAGUAGUGAGGUGUCACUUCUCCACGUUUAAGCAGUGUCAGGAGUGGCUGAAGAGACUGAAUCGAGCUAUAGCUCACCCCUCCCGCCUAGAGGAUCUGUUCGCUCUGGCCUACCACGCAUGGAGCCUCGGGGGCUGUGCUGACGAUGAAGAUCAGCACCUACAUCUCUGCAGACCUGGCGAUCAUGUUCGUCACAGGAUGGAGACGGAGGUGAAGAGAAUGGGCUUUGACAUGCAGAACGCCUGGAGAGUGUCCGACAUCAACAGCAGCUACAAACUGUGCUCCAGUUACCCCCAGAAGAUACUGGUGCCAGUGUGGAUCACUGAUAAAGAACUGGAAAGUGUGGCCUCUUUCAGGUCCUGGAAGAGAAUUCCAGUAGUGGUGUACAGGCACCAGAAGAAUGGUGCUGUCAUAGCACGCUGCAGUCAACCUGAGAUCAGCUGGUGGGGCUGGAGGAACACCGAGGACGAGUACCUGGUAACGUCUAUCGCCAAGGCCUGCGUGUUGGAUCCUGGACCCCGAGCAUCCUGCAGGACACGAGGGGAAGGAGCUGACUCUUCUGACUGCGACUUCGACUCCUCCCUGACGGUGGGUUCAGGUCCUGAUGCCAGCACUGCACCACAGAAGCUGCUGAUCCUGGAUGCGCGAUCCUACACUGCCGCAGUGGCCAACCGUGCCAAGGGGGGUGGCUGUGAGUGUGAAGAGUACUACCCAAACUGUGAGGUGAUGUUCAUGGGAAUGGCUAAUAUCCACUCCAUCAGGAACAGUUUCCAGUCUCUGAGAGCUGUGUGCAGCCAAAUCCCCGAUCCUGGCAACUGGCUGUCUGCACUAGAGAGCACACGCUGGCUGCAGCACCUGUCGGUCAUGCUGAAGGCAGCCACCCUGGUGAGUUCUGCCGUGGAGAGGGACGGACGUCCAGUGCUAGUACACUGCUCCGAUGGCUGGGACCGCACGCCUCAGAUCGUGGCUCUCGCCAAGGUCCUGCUCGACCCCUACUACAGAACUAUCGAGGGUUUCCAGGUGCUGGUGGAAACGGAGUGGCUGGAUUUCGGUCACAAGUUUGCGGACCGCUGCGGCCACGGGGAGAACGCCGAGGACGUGAACGAGCAGUGCCCGGUUUUCCUGCAGUGGCUUGAUUGCGUCCAUCAGCUCUUAAAACAGUUCCCCUGCCUGUUCGAGUUCACCGAGGCCUUUCUGGUGAAGCUGGUGCAGCACACAUACUCAUGUCUGUACGGAACAUUCCUGUGUAAUAACGCCCGGGAGCGAGAAUCUCGAAACGUCUACAAGCGGACAUGCUCUGUCUGGUCCCUGCUCCGUGCCGGCAACAAGAACUUUCAGAAUUUUCUCUACAUCCCCUGCCAUGAUGUGAUCUUGCAGCCAGUGUGUCACACGCGAGCAUUGCAGUUGUGGACCGCUGUGUAUCUGCCCACCUCGUCCCCAUGCACCGCAGCCGAGGACACUAUGGAAAUCUACCUGAGCCCCUCGUCUCAGGGAGAGGAGCUCACCUUGCGCUCACUCGACAGGCUACCUAAGACGCGUUCGAUGGACAACUUGGUGUGCCCUUUCGAGAAUGGCGUAGCCCUCACACGCACCUCCAGUGAUCCUAACCUCAACAAGCACUGCCAAGAGGGAAGGCCCCCUCUGGAGCCAAUGAUGGGCCAGGGUGGCAGUUUUACAGACAACACAGAGUUUACCUCUGACACCAAAUCGUCUAGUGAUGACCAGGACGUGGGUACAUGUGAGGAGACCCCACCCUCACCCUCCUCCUCCGAGUCUUAUCAGGACAGUUGUGUGAAUAACAGGCCAGAACGAUGUCUCACCACACAGCCUUUGCCAUCCUUGCCUCAUCCCUUAACGUUAGAGCCCGGUUCUCCCCUGUCACAAGUCCCACCUGUUUUACACCAAACUUUGCUCCAAAACACCAGCCCUACGCUUCCGCCAUCACCACAGGAAGUACAUGCUAGGACUGAUCAUACCACUUGCACAUUCACUACUACUGAGGAUCCCCCUAACACACCCAUCUCAAAUGGCAUAGAGAAGGAAGAGAGCAUCAAUGAGACGCCCGACUUCCCUUCACCUACCGCUGGGGAGCUUUUAGAGAUCAAAAAACUCACUACGCUUGUCCACUUGGAGGACUCCACUGAAACUAUAAAGGAUGAGUAUGGUACUGUGGCUGACCUACAUUCUGUUCAAAAGGUCUCGGCCCUGGCUACAAAUGAUGAAAAGUGGACUCAGAGUGUUAAGAAACUCCUCCGUGCCCAGUCUAGUAGUACCAACGGAGGGUACAGAGAAGUGCCACGAAAUCUGAGCAGUCCGGUCCAGCCUGGUUGGAUGUCAGCGGUGAAAAACGCUGCACUGUACACGUCUUCAUCCUUUUCGUCAGCCAUGGGACCAUCGCUCCGGCAAAUUCCGCCUUCAGUUCACUGUGUGGACGAUGACGGCCUGCCGGUGCCUCUGGAUGCCGUGCAGCAGCGUCUACGCCAGAUCGAGGCUAGCUACAAGCAGGAAGUGGAGGUGCUGCGGCGGCAGGUCAAGCAGCUGCAGAUGAAACUGGAGAGCAGGCAAAACAGCUCACCACCAUCUGAGCCGGACAUCUAUUACGAGGACGACAUUACAUGCCUCCGAGAGUCAGAUGAUGGUGACGAAGAGGACUCUCUCUCAGCCCACAGCGAAGACCGCCUCAGCGAGGGCAGCUGGGAUCGAGUGGAGAGAAAAGAUACCGAGGUUACCAGAUGGGUUCCAGACCAUAUGGCCUCACAUUGCUUCAGCUGCGACAGUGAGUUCUGGAUUGCUAAGAGACGCCAUCACUGCAGGAACUGUGGAAACGUGUUCUGUAAAGACUGCUGCCACCUGAAGUUGCCCAUCCCCGAUCAGCAGCUUUACGAUCCGGUGCUGGUGUGCAACUCGUGCCACGACCUGCUGCUGGAGAGCCGAACAAGGGAACUUCGCUCUCAGCAGCUCAAAAAGCCCAUCGCCACAGCCUCGAGCUGAGCGUCUUAAUCAGAUUCCCACCCUGUGGGCUUCCCAGGCCCCCUUAUGUAGGUGCCAUGAGAGUCACCUGCUGUUUUUGGCAGAGAUGCAACACCCACACUGGUUAGUGAGGAUUCAUGGGUUGUCGUGCGCUGAAGCCCCUGCGAGGUGGUGGGCGAGCAAAAACUGUCAGGGAACGGAUCGAUGACUUAACGGAGUCUGAAAAAGUGAAAGAGGGUGCAGAUUGUUUUGUUGUUGUUGUUUUUUUUUACUCGCACACAGGCGAGGAGCUGAACUUGACCGAUCUCCUUUCUCGCCGAUGGAAGCGAUCCUAACGGCGAAAACCUCCACCAGAGGGCACUGUGACUAAAGUAACCCUGACGUGAAAAGCUGUUUCAUCUCAAAAAGAACUUGCGUUAUAUUCAUAACUCUGUAAUAGUCUGUGUGUCAUGGUACGGACACAGAUUUUAAGCCCUCUUCGAACUAAAACCAAAACACCGAUAUUCUUUAGAGGACAAUCUCUCGUCUGCCCUUGAAGCCAGUGACUCCAAGGUCUCAUGCUCCACCCAGAAGCUUGCCGUAUAAAAGAUGAUGAUGAUGAUGAUGAUGAUGCUGCUACAGUAUUUAAAAAAACAGAAAAGAAAUCUAAUUUUGUAUGAUUUAUUUUGUGCACUCUAAGCUGUUGUAAAAUUUGAGGGAAAUCCGAGACCAAACCGAGGGUGAAAGGGAGAAAAUGUGCGGUUUGUUUACUCUGUGGUCUGAACUUGAAUGUAGAGUUUGUCGUUUAUUUUAUUUCCUUUUUGUACGUCUGCGAGGAGUCACUGAAGAGAUUGACGUCAUUUUAAAACUGAUCCGAGGCCAGUUAUUAAUGUGGGGAAAAAUCUUCGCGUCGGUUGUAGGAGCUCGUCAUUGUGUGAACGAAGAAGCUGCACAAUCCGUUGUCCUUGUUUCUUCUGCCCUUAAUGGAGGAAAAGAGUGCACGUCGGUGUGGGUUACUAAAGGGUACUUGAGCAACGUUGUGGUGUUCUUCCUUGUUGCAAUACUGUUCUUAACAUGCUCUUGUCCAUUUAGUGGAUUCCAAAUCGCCACCGUUAAUGCUUAGACAGUUUAACAUAGACGAAGGAGGAUCGUGUAUUUGAAUGGAGUAGUUUGCAAUCCCCUCCAUAUAAUAUAGAAUUAUAUGAUUGUCACUAAACAUCACAAACGGCACCUUUAAAAACGGUCGGAAAUGUCACGUCAGCCGAUUAGUAGGCUAGUUCACUAAAACUGUGGUAAUAAAUGAAAUGGGCUGUAUGAAAAUGACAAUAGAAAUCACUUCUAAACUUGGCAUGUUAAUAACAGUGUUAAACUCAGGGAGAGAAUGAUGUUGGGGAUGUUAAGAAAGUUCAGGGUUCAAACCAGUGAAUUGUUCAGACCCGAGUAAAAGUUCUCUGAAUUGGAACAUGCAGAAUAGCAUUACACAUUAAACCCUCACAAAAAAAAACAAAUACUUUUUUCAUUUUUCUAUCAGAAAUGUUUCCUAGGUGUACAUGUAUGGUUUUACUGUGUUCCUUGAAAUACUAGUGCCAUUUAUUUUCAUUUAGAUUUAUUUUUUUUUCUUCGUUUUUCCUUCUCUCGUGGAAUGCACCAUGUCACUUAUCAGUAACGACUAAACGUAGAAAAAGGUACGAAUACGUAGCGAGUAUUUUCUGAGGUUCUGCGAUGCCUAAUGACGUAGGUCUUUUCAUUCAAAUGGCAAAAUGAUGAAGGAACACUUUUUUGAUUUAGAGAAAAAAACAAAUCAACCAAACCCACUGUAAUAUAUAUAUAAAUAUAAAUAUAAAUGUAUAGUUAUCUGUACUAGUGGCUGGAAUUUGUCACUUAGUAAAUGUUGUAAAGAAUUGCACUGUUCAAGUCCAGUCCCAUGGCGCAAAUAAAAAAAAAAAAAUGUC